This is a messenger RNA of Zophobas morio, 1453 nucleotides long. RefSeq names its product iron-sulfur cluster transfer protein NUBPL-like. The transcript has 3 exons. Gene Ontology annotation, molecular function: ATP binding; 4 iron, 4 sulfur cluster binding. Bases 271 to 690 code for a protein of 139 amino acids. Lineage: Eukaryota; Metazoa; Arthropoda; Insecta; Coleoptera; Tenebrionidae. Gene Ontology annotation, cellular component: mitochondrion. The record is from RefSeq and is a predicted model, not a curated record. Gene Ontology annotation, biological process: mitochondrial respiratory chain complex I assembly; iron-sulfur cluster assembly.
AUGAUGUAAUACAAACUAUUGCGUAAACGAACUUUUGAAUAAUGGUUACAAUGCGGCACGAAUUCGUCGCAAUUUCGUUUGACCGACGUUUUUAAACCAAACUUGCUUUUUCUAGCCCAGUCACAAAAAAACACAAAAUUAAAUACUACUCAAACCCAAACCAGUUCAAAGUAGUGCAAAUGUACCACCCUUCAAGUCUUAACAAUUAACUCUUGUUUUUCGUACUAAACCGGUGUUAAUUUAAGUACUGUGUUAUGUAAAUUGGUCAUAAUGAACGUCCUGCGAAAAUUCCCACCAUCCAGUCAAAGUUCAUGUUUCAAGAGAUUUUUGUCGUCCAAACAACCCAGCGAGGCUUUAAAACAGCACCAGGCCAAAAUCAUGGGUCGCGGGCUCCCCACUAAAAAACCCAUCGAUGGGGUUAAGCACGUCAUCGUAGUUUCGUCUGGUAAAGCCGGCGUUGGAAAAAGUACAACUUCAGUGAAUUUAGCCGCAGGUCUCAAACUAGCUUAUCCCGAUUCGGACGUAGGGUUGCUCGAUGUGGAUGUGUUCGGGCCGUCCAUACCCUUGAUGAUGAAUCUGCACGAUACGCUGCUAUUAAACGAAAAAAAUUUGAUGGUGCCUUUGGUUAAUUAUGGAGUGAAAUGGUGGGUCCAAACGUUGUUAAUUUUUUGGGAUUUUCGGAUUUUUUAAAUUUUCUGGAUCAUGUGGUUUAUAUGGAUUUCUUGUACUUUUUGGAUUUUUGAAUUUUCUGGAUUUUUUGAUUUUUUGAUUUCCAGGAUUUUCAGGAUUUUCUGGAUUGCUUGGGUUCUCUAGAUUUCUGAUUAUUUUUAAUUUUUUAGAUUCUCUUGGGUUUUUAAGAAUUUUUGGAUUUUGUUUUUUUUUUUUGGACAUUUUCGAUUUUUUUGGAUUGUCGGAUUUCUGGAUUCUCUUAAAUAUUUUGAAUUUUCUGGAUUUUUAGGUUUUUAUAAAUUUUCUGGAUUUCCUGAAUUUGGAUUUUUUGGAAUUUUCUGGAGUUUCUAGAUUGUUUGGAUUUUAUAGAAUUUUUACGAUUUUCUGAUUAUUCGGACUUUUUUAUUUUUUAGAUUCUUUCGGAUUCUUUAAAAUUUUUGGAUUUCAUGGAUUUUUUGGGAUUUUCGGAUUCUCUCGAAUUUUUUUAAUUACCUGAAUUUUUUAUUUCUUGGAUUUUCUGGAUUGUUUGGAAUUUUUGGAUUUUAUGACUUUUUGGACUUUCUAGUUUUUCUGAAUUGUUUAGAUUUGUUGGAUUCUUUUUUAUUUCUUGGACUUUUUGGGUUUUCUAGAUUUUUUGAAUUCUUUUUUGGACUUUUUGGGUUUUCCGGGUUUUCUGGAUUGUGUGGAUUAUUUGAAAUUUUUGAUAUUUUCUGGAUUUCUGGAUUUUUAAUUUUUUUGGGUUUGGAUUUUUGAAUUUUUUGGAUUUUCUAGAUCGUUUGGAUUU